CUCAAAACUGCGCAUCCAUCUUUUUGGCUAGAGCUCAAGGAAAAUCUAGGGUUCCUGGAACUGCACAACAAUGGGGAAGGGAACAGGGAGCUUUGGUAAGAGGAGGAACAAGACACACACAUUGUGUGUGAGGUGUGGCCGCCGCAGCUUCCACCUCCAAAAGAGCCGCUGCUCCGCCUGUGCAUACCCUGCUGCCCGCAAGAGGACAUAUAAUUGGAGCGUGAAGGCUAUUCGGAGAAAGACUACUGGAACGGGGCGCAUGAGGUACCUACGCCAUGUGCCGCGCAGAUUCAAAACCAACUUUAGAGAAGGUACUCAAGCAGCACCAAGGAAGAAGGCAGCAGCAGCAGCUUCUGCUUAAUUUUGAUGGUUUCUUUGGAUUUUACUUUUCUUAGCUCCUCUUUGAAGUAUUAGAGAACAAAUGAAUUUGGAAACUUCAUUUGAAGGGCAUUUGUUCGCAUUUCAUGAUGAUUUGAAUUUACAUUUUUCGUUUUGUGCCUUAAUCUUCUCAAUAGUAUGGAUGGAUCAAAGACCAUUAUAUAUUAAUUUGAAUGCUCAUUCUUGGCAUUGUUAGAAUUGCUAAUUUCUCGAGUUAUGAAGUUCUCAAAAUUUUA
Olea europaea var. sylvestris is the source of this 614-nucleotide messenger RNA. RefSeq names its product 60S ribosomal protein L37-1-like. The record is from RefSeq and is a predicted model, not a curated record. The transcript has 4 exons. Bases 71 to 361 code for a protein of 96 amino acids. Lineage: Eukaryota; Viridiplantae; Streptophyta; Magnoliopsida; Lamiales; Oleaceae. Gene Ontology annotation, molecular function: RNA binding; structural constituent of ribosome. Gene Ontology annotation, biological process: translation. Gene Ontology annotation, cellular component: cytosolic large ribosomal subunit; ribosome.